AUGAGUAUUUUUAAGAAUGUCUGCAAAAAGGAAAAGAAGGCCUCCUACCUUGGAUCCGAAGCAUUGAUCCGUCGAGUGGAAAUUUUGCAGGGAGUUGUAUUAAUUGGCCUGGCUUUAAUUGGUAUAAGUUGCCUACAGAUUUUUGUUUUGGGCUUGGAAAGCCAGUUGCUCAAAGUCCUGCGCUGGCAUCACAUAACCAUGUAUCUCUUCUUUGGACUGCUGGGAGUGGCCAACAUCUUAUGUGCAACCAUUAGUUUUCUUCCAGUCUCCUUAUCCCAGUUGAUGUUGUCAAAUGCCUUUUUUGUACAAGCUUUUCUAUGGUACAACCACACGCAUGGACGGCAAGUGAUAGACUCUUUUGUGCACAAGAUUCUGGCUUUUAUCACCCUUUUGGCAGGCCUAGUUGCCUUUAUAGAGGUCCUCAUAAAGAAUCAUAUAACUCUGGAGCUCCUGAGAUCAAGCUUCAUCAUACUGCAGGGGAUGUGGUUGUGGCAGAUUGGUUUUGUCAUAUAUAAUCCCACUGGAGGACCUGCAUGGAAUCUAACAGAUCAUAGCAAUAUUAUGCUUCUCAGCGUAUACCUCUGUUGGCAUUAUGCAGUUUCCUACGUCAUCAUUGGAAUGAAUUAUGCAAUUAUUACUUGGUUGGUUAAAUGGAGGCUUAGAAAGCUCUGUUCCUCAGAAAUUGCACUCCUGAGAAAUGUGGAAGAGCAAGAAUCAGAAUAG
Molecule: messenger RNA, 723 nt
Organism: Jaculus jaculus (lesser Egyptian jerboa)
Lineage: Eukaryota; Metazoa; Chordata; Mammalia; Rodentia; Dipodidae
Product: transmembrane protein 45A-like
Exons: 5
Coding region: 1-723 (240 amino acids)
Source: RefSeq, a predicted model, not a curated record